AUGUCCAGACCUCAAAACGUUGGUAUCAAGGCUAUUGAAGUCUAUAUUCCAAAGAACUAUGUUAAUCAAGCAGAAUUAGAAAAAUUUGAUGAAAUUCCAAGUGGUAAAUAUACUAUUGGUUUAGGACAAACCAACAUGUCUUUCGUUGAUGAUAGAGAAGAUAUUUACUCAUUGGCAUUGACUGUUACUUCUCGUUUACUUGAAAAUUAUAACGUUGACACCAAUAAUAUUGGUCGUUUAGAAGUUGGUACUGAGACUUUAUUGGAUAAAUCUAAAUCCGUUAAAUCAGUUUUGAUGCAAUUAUUCGGUGAAAACACUGAUAUUGAAGGGGUUGAUACCAUGAAUGCUUGUUAUGGUGGUACCAGUGCUGUUAUUAACGCUAUUAAUUGGGUUGAAUCAUCUUCUUGGGAUGGUAGAGAUGCAAUGGUUGUUUCUGGUGAUAUCGCCAUUUAUUCAAAAGGUAAUGCUAGACCAACCGGUGGUGUUGGUUCUGUCGCCUUGUUGAUUGGUCCAGAUGCUCCAAUUGUCUUUGAUCCAACUAGAGGUUCUUUUAUGGAACAUACUUAUGAUUUCUAUAAACCAGAUUUCACCUCUGAAUAUCCAGUUGUUGAUGGUCAUUUCUCAUUAACUUGUUAUACCAGAGCUAUUGAUCACUGCUAUCAAGCUUAUUCUAAAAAAAUCACCAAAGAAAAGGGUAAAACUGUUGGGGUUUAUGAUCAUUUCGAUUAUAAUGCAUUCCAUGUUCCAACUUGUAAAUUAGUUACUAAAUCUUAUGCAAGAUUAUUAUUCAACGAUUUUAAAUCAAAUCCUUCAAGCUUCAAAGAUUUAUUACCAGAAGAUCAAAUUAAAUCAUUAUCUGAAUUAUCUUACGAAGAUUCUUUGCUUGAUAAAACUGUUGAAAAAACUUUCUUAGGUUUAGCUAAAAAGGCUACUCAAGAAAGAGUUUCUCCUGCUUUACAAAUUGCUACCAACACUGGUAAUAUGUACACUGCUUCUUGUUGGUCUGGUUUAGCUUCUUUAUUAUACUAUAUUGGUAAUGAUAAUUUACAAAAUAAAAGAAUUGGUGUCUUCUCUUACGGUUCUGGUUUAGCUUCUACCUUAUUAUCAGUUCAAGUUAAAGGUGACAUCUCUAAAAUCACUGCCAACUUAAACAUUGAUGAUAAAUUAAAUGGUUCAAGAGUUCAAAAAACUCCUCAAGAAUAUGUUGCAGCCAUUGAAUUAAGAGAACAAAUUCACUUACAAAAAAGUUAUGAACCAAAAGGUAGCUUAGAAAACAUCGCUAAAGGUGUCUACUACUUGGCUGAUAUUAAUGAUAAAUUCCAAAGAAAAUAUAUCAGAAAAGAUUAA
This is a messenger RNA of Hyphopichia burtonii NRRL Y-1933, 1347 nucleotides long. It is a transcript of the gene ERG13, whose product is annotated as hydroxymethylglutaryl-CoA synthase. Gene Ontology annotation, molecular function: hydroxymethylglutaryl-CoA synthase activity. Gene Ontology annotation, biological process: ergosterol biosynthetic process; acetyl-CoA metabolic process. NCBI's taxonomy places the organism in Eukaryota, Fungi, Ascomycota, Pichiomycetes, Serinales, Debaryomycetaceae. The coding region runs from base 1 to 1347 and encodes 448 amino acids. The transcript has a single exon. The record is from RefSeq and is a predicted model, not a curated record.